UUGGUCGGCCAAAGAAAGAAAAGGGAAGAAAAGAAGAAGAACAAAACCCUAGCUAAGAAAUUCAAGAGAAAUUCACCAAAUUUCAAGGACUCAAGCCAUCAAAGAUUAUCAUGCCUCCUCGACGUGAACACCCACCUCUCACUAGAUCGGUUGGGAGGGGAUGAGGUCGUUCUCAACAUCGUUAGCUAGAUCUUAUAGAGGGGGAAUCGGUUGGGUCUACUAUUCGGGCAGCACCUGCUAUUGAGUAGACCGAGACUCCUCCACAUCCUCCACCUCCUCCGUCGCCUACUAGUAUUCCUGUCAUGCCUCCUGAGGCAGUUCAGGAAUUGGCAGCCUUUUUUACUGCUGUUGCUGGCCAAGCUCAAGCUGGUCAAGCUCUUCCUACAGUUCCUCCAGCUACUCCUUCAGUACCACCACCCCCACCUCCUGUCCCACCACCAGUGUUGGAUGUUUCUAUUUCUAAGAAGCUUAAAGAGACUAGGCAACAUGGUUGCGUUUCUUUUAUGGGUGAGUCAGAUGCAAUCGUAGCUAAAGAGGUGUUGCAAAUGGCUUUCAGAGCUGAGAAGCUUGCAAAUGAAAAUAGGAGAAUACGAGCUGAGUUAGCAAAAAGGAGAAAUUUGAGUGUAUCUUCUAGUCAACCACCAACAAGGGGCAAAGACUCAUCUAUUUCAGGAAGUACUAUUAUUGUUUCGGUAACAUCUUCCCGACCUCCAUUUUCAUAGAUACAGCAGAGGCCUCCAAGAUUUAACAGAUCUGCGAUGACUAUUUCUGGGAAGAGUUCCAAAGGUUCUGAUAGAUGCAGAAAUUGUGAAAGAUAUCAUGUCGGGCCGUGUAGAGGGCCUGUACAAUGUUUUUAUUAUGGUCAGCCGGGUCACAUUAAGAGAGAUUGCCCACAGUUAGGAAGGGCUAUGGUAGCUGCUCCAUCUCCACCAGCUCAUACGGAUAUGCAGAGGAAAGAUUCCUCUAGAUUACAAUCGAGAUAGGGAUGAUUUUGACAUACCACCAAGGGUAGAUUAAAUAUGUUGAAAUUAGUGUUCUAAUAAAGUACAUAUGAUAGAAAGCUAGUUUUGUAAAUUGUAGUUUCCAUGGUCAUGAAACUCUUGAACUAAUAAUAAGAUAAGCAUAAAAUGUUGAUUC
Molecule: messenger RNA, 1137 nt
Organism: Theobroma cacao (cacao)
Lineage: Eukaryota; Viridiplantae; Streptophyta; Magnoliopsida; Malvales; Malvaceae
Source: RefSeq, a predicted model, not a curated record